Messenger RNA from Daphnia magna, 1318 nucleotides. RefSeq names its product fibroin heavy chain-like. The coding region runs from base 219 to 809 and encodes 196 amino acids. The record is from RefSeq and is a predicted model, not a curated record. NCBI's taxonomy places the organism in Eukaryota, Metazoa, Arthropoda, Branchiopoda, Diplostraca, Daphniidae. The transcript is spliced from 3 exons.
AAAAGAAGUGAGGUAUUAAAUCGAAAUUUUCGACCCAUUCAUUUAUAGUCUGAAUUUGUUCGAGACCGUAACAAAGCAGGGCUAUUGAAACGUGUGUCGAGGCAAUUGCAACGUGGGUUUUCCCAUAAAGAAGCUUCUUUAUACCGACAGAAAAUCUAAAUCACGAUAUCUCAGCAGCCACAACUGCUAGUGUGAUCAAAUUUUACCACAAGGAAAGUAUGACUGUUUUGGGAGUAGGAGUGGUAGCAACUAUAGUGACUGGAGGAGCAGCUGCCACAGUGACUGCCCCAGCACUCGCUGGACUCGCACCAGGGACAGGACUUGCUACAGCAGUAAUGGCUGGAACAACCACAGCUUCCUCCGCUGUUGCUGGAUCAGCUGGAAUUGGAGCUACUGUUGGUGCUAUUACUGGAGCUGCUGCUGGUGGAACUGGGGCAGCAGCUGCUACGGGUGCUGCUAUUGGAUCCGCGUCAUCUGCUGCAGUAACAUCUACAGGUGCAUUUUUUGCAGCUGGUCCAGUCGGUUGGGUUGUCCUAGGAGGUGAACAAGACGCCAGCUCUUUUAAUGCCACAUUCGACUGCUGGAAACAGGUUUUACGAGACGAAUCGACCGAACUUUCACGUGGGAAACUCCUAAAAGAGAUUUUCGAGGAUCAGCGCAUCAAACAAGUCAUCGUUCAAGGGAGCAAAAACAAUUUCAACCUUCCUGAAUUAAGUCUGAUCAACAUUUGGGACGAGCAGUUCGACCUCAAAUACCUUGUUUUGCCCUCCAAUAAUCAACUGGUGGCUCACGCUGUUCGUGUCGCCUAAAUAUUCCUUCUUAAAGUUCCAUUCUAAAAGCAAUUCAGCCAACGAAUAAUUCGUUUAUUUUUUUUUUCAAUAGUAAUUUCUUUCUUUAUCACAACUUCUUUCAGUAGUAACAACAUGACUAUCUUAGUGAGUAAAAUAAUGGCAGCCGUUCAAAGCACAUUUGCCGGAAGUGGUUUGAUGGCGGGUGUAACUACGGGAUUGGCAGUUGGUGUCUGCGUACAGCUGGCCAAGAAAGGUGCUGUGACGUCGCUGGCUGGUGUCGCCGGUGUAGCCGGUGCCAGUGCGUCGGCUGGGUCGAUCUUUGGCUCCAUUGUCGGUGGUGACGUCGCCAGUGCAUUGGCUGGCGGUACAGCUGGAGCGUUUUCUAGCGCCAUCGUCGCUGUUCUCUGGUCGCAUUUCUAAAAGAAACUUUUUUACUUUACCCUGCUUCGUGUUUAAUUGGCAUUUCAUUAUUACCACGGCGUUUUGUGAUGCAUUAUUGUGAAUGGAAUAGAUUGAUUGUAAUGUUA